GUUAUUCAGCAAGAUCUGGAUCCGGCUGAUCCGGCCUACUGGGAGAAGCUGCUGCGGCAUCACUUUGAGCAGGCCCAAGAGGAUCAGGCGCGCAGUCUGGGCAAGGGAAAACGCAUCCGCAAGAAGGUCAAUUACUCCACCAAUCAGGAAGACGAGGAGGAGUGGAAUGAGGCGAUGAGUGAUCAUGACAGCAACUUUUCUACUAAGGUGUCUCCUGGCUUUUUCUCCAUUCUGCCCGUUUUACUAAGAUUGCAAAUGCACAAACGAGUAGUCUUGUAA
This is a messenger RNA of Dibothriocephalus latus, 279 nucleotides long. The record is from the annotation of a GenBank genome assembly. Lineage: Eukaryota; Metazoa; Platyhelminthes; Cestoda; Diphyllobothriidea; Diphyllobothriidae.